AUGAGAACUUCACGAUACUCUACUUCUCGACAAAAAGCUUGCCAGCAAUGCUCAAGUGCCAAAGCAAGAUGCGAUCGCGAUCGCAAAACCGGACCUUGUGAUGGGGGUGAGCUCCCUGCCAUGUCUGACGAACUUGAAACUCUUGAGUUUUCAGACCUUGAGUUAGUCUGUCCCAUCAACGCAGAUGAAAUCAGUAACCGCUGGUUGAAUGCCUAUAUGCCUAUUCCUGGACAGACGGUGAAGGAAUACCCAGCUGGGAUUGCAGCCUUCAUCUUCCGGGUUUUGAAGUCCUACGCAGGCGUCGCGGUACAUGGUCGCGGGAUUCUGCCAUUCAUUCAUCCGAAGCAACUGAUAGCACAGCCGACAGGAUCACCGCUUAGUACAUGCUUAAGCUUAGUUCGAAUUUGUGCAAAUCCACUCCCAGGGAGUGAGCAUACUACCGCUACUGUUCUACAGCGAGAAAUGUCUAGCCUGUACGAAUCACAAGACAGGUAUAAUGACGAGUCCUUAUUUGCCGCUUUUCAAGCUUAUCUGAUCUACACAAUGGUUCUUUUCUUUCGGCUUAACCAGUCUCGCAGUGACUUCUUUCGCAGAGCGAUGACAAACCUCCAAGAGCUUGCUUGCUCCUCGUCCCGCCGCGGACUUACGUGUGCAGCCGAUCGACAACGAGUCCGUCCGAGGUGGGAAGAAUGGAUCGUCGCGGAAGCCAAGCGACGGACACUAUACGUUAUGUAUCUGCUCGACAGCGUCUUGUCGUCUCACGAGGGCUUUCCUACCUUCCUUGGCACUGAAUUACAAGGGUUGCCUGCGCCAGCAAAUACAUUAUUAUGGCAGGCGAGACGCCGAUACGACUGGGAAAGAGAAUACAAUAUGUAUAUGGCCCAGUGGAUGGAGGGGUUUCUAACAGUUGAUGAGCUCUGGCCCAUGCCUGCCGAUUUGGACGAGUCACAAGUUGUACGAAGGCGAGCUAGGGUGGACCGUUGGUUAGAGAAUCUCGAUGAGUUUGGGACUAUGCUCUACGCGGUCAUGAGUUGUACACAUGACCAAUCGCAGACUACUGCUGCGACAACGUCUCCGCCAGUUCCGGAUGCACCUUACAGCAUAUUCGAUAAACGACAAAAAUGGCUACUCGUUGCGAUUGUUUCCACUGCCGCGACGUUUUCAGGUUUCGCAUCAAAUAUCUACUUCCCCGCUCUGCCGACCAUUGCAGAUGAUCUCGGUGUUUCUCUCGAACUUGUCAAUCUGACAGUUACUUCAUACCUUAUUUUUCAGGGGCUGGCACCGAGUCUGUGGGGCCCUGUGUCAGAUGUGAAAGGGCGCCGAAUUGCCUACAUCUGUACAUUCAUUGUAUUUCUGGGCGCGUGCAUUGGUCUGGCGCUAAGUAAGAAUUACGCUACAGUCAUUGUUCUAAGAUGCCUUCAGAGCACAGGUAGCGCCAGCACGAUUGCUAUUGGCUCUGGUGUAAUUGGCGAUAUCACUACACGGGCUGAACGGGGGGGCUUUAUGGGCAUCUUUCAAGCAGGGUUACUCGUCCCUGUUGCUGUCGGGCCAGUGAUUGGAGGCGCACUAGCCGGAUCAUUAGGAUGGCAUUCAGUCUUUUGGUUCCUGACGAUCUACUGUGGUGUAUUCUUGGCUCUGCUCAUUGCUCUCCUGCCUGAAACACUCCGAUCUGUUGUUGCAAAUGGAAGCACAAUGCCGUCGAAUCCACUGACUAGAUAUCCAUUAAGCAUAUAUCAAAGAACGACCAAAGUACAGUGGAAAAUAGAAGACGACUCAGAUGCCUCUCGACCAGCAGCAAGAAAACGUAUCGAUCUCACCGGUCCCCUCCGGAUGCUCAUAACCAAGCAUGCAGCUCCUAUCAUCCUCUUCCUCGCCAUCUACUACGCCGUCUGGCAGAUGAGCAUCACCGCCAUGUCCUCACUAUUCGAAGACCGCUAUGGUCUCGGUGAAACCCAAAUCGGUCUCACAUUCAUAGCCAACGGCGUAGGCUCCAUGAUCGGGACCCUAGUGACAGGCAAAAUUCUAAAUAUUGACUACCAACGAGUCAAAGAAAACUACGAGUCCUCGCUCCACGCCGAGGCUGCAAAUGAUGGACCCAGUAAUGAAGAUGACUUCCCAAUUGAAAAGGCCCGCCUUCGUCUCGUUCCAGUGUUCUCCAUUCUACAAUGUCUCUCAAUCCUUCUCUUCGGCUGGACAAUUCAGUAUCCCGAUCGCGUUCAUAUCGCCGUUCCCAUCGUUUCUACCUUUAUCACAGGCUGGACGGCCGUCUCUACUCAGUCGAUUAUCAUGACUUAUCUCGUUGAUAUCUUUCCUGAUAGAAGCGCGGCGGCGAGUGCCAGUCUCAACCUGGCUAGAUGUCUGUUUGCUGCUGGUGGUACCAGUUUUAUCAUGCCUAUGGUCAAUGGUGUUGGUGUUGGUGUGGCGUCUACGAUAUGUGUCGCUGUGCAGCUUGUGGCAUUAAUUGGUCCUUUCAUACAGUGGAGGUUUGCCGGUACAUGGAGAAAACAGGCGCAUAAUCGGAGGGCCGACGCAUAA
Aspergillus caelatus is the source of this 2535-nucleotide messenger RNA. Its product is annotated as putative MFS multidrug transporter. Gene Ontology annotation, biological process: transmembrane transport. The transcript is spliced from 4 exons. Gene Ontology annotation, molecular function: transmembrane transporter activity. NCBI's taxonomy places the organism in Eukaryota, Fungi, Ascomycota, Eurotiomycetes, Eurotiales, Aspergillaceae. The record is from RefSeq and is a predicted model, not a curated record. Bases 1 to 2535 code for a protein of 844 amino acids.